Molecule: messenger RNA, 915 nt
Organism: Diutina rugosa
Lineage: Eukaryota; Fungi; Ascomycota; Pichiomycetes; Serinales; Debaryomycetaceae
Gene: STD1
Product: Std1p
Exons: 1
Coding region: 1-915 (304 amino acids)
Source: RefSeq, a predicted model, not a curated record
AUGAACCGUCCCAGCUCACAGACGCCGGCACACUUUAAGGACCUGGCCCGGCACGCCAUCUACCAGCAGUUGCCGCUCGGCGGCGCUGGCCACGAGGUGCUGCUGGUGAGGCUGGCGCCGGCCCCCUACUACAACCCGCUGCUGUUCCGGCUGCUGGCGCUGCUGAUUUUCCUGCUGGCGAAGCGCCUGGUCCGGCUGGCGCCGCUGAUCUACUCGCUGCUGACGGCGACGAUCCCCGAGGACCAGGAGGCGGUGCUGAUCACCGUCGAACAAUUAGUCAACGAUAUCACCCUCCACGAGACCCAUUUCAGUGGCGACGCCGCCUCGAGCAAAGAAAUGGCCCACAUUUCGCUAGGGAGCGGUCUCCAGUACCAGCACCAGGAAAUGUUCAUUGAUUGGAACUUGAAUGCCACCCGGUGCAAAUUGAUGCUCACCCACUUGCCGAUGGUGACGCUGACCCCCGACUUCAGCUACUCGCUGACGCUCCCCCAGCUUGUCGGCGACUUGGCGCGCCAGUGCCACAUUGUCCUUCUUUCGCCCACCAUCAGCGACCACGACCUCAUCAUCACCCUCUACUCGCUGAACAUCUACAAGGAGCACGACCUCGACGACGUCUUCCGCAAGAACGUCGCCGAGGUGCUGGUGAAGCAGCUGCGCCUCCUCCAGAUCCAGCAGACGCUGCUGUUCAACAACACCCACCCGGCGUUGGCGCACACCUACAAGGAGAUCGCCGUGCGCAACUACCUCAUCAACCUCGCGGCGGCGGCGCUGACGCUGCACGAGUAUAAGGUUAAAUUGGCCCGCCUAAAGCUGCAGGCGAAGGCCCGCGGCGACAAGGUCGCCAAGGACGUCAAGAAGAAGUUGUGGGACGAGGUGCGCGCCGAAGUGUUUCACCGGGCCGGUCUCAGUGAGUAG